AUGGAUGGGGUAUUCGCAAUUCUGAAGAUGUCUAUAUCAGUUUUGAUGCUCAACGUUGAGGACUUAAAACCUACAAAAGAUAAGGCUACUGAUGCCAAGACUGAAACUAAGAAAGAAGAAGCCCCUGAAUCUGAUGACGAAGAAGAUGAUUCGGAGGAUAGUGGAUCUGAUGAUUUAUCAGGAGGAAUGCCAAAGCUUUUUGUUGGAAUGAUUCUUAUUCUCAUUUUUGCCGAAGCUUUGGCUCUUUAUGGUCUUAUUGUCGGCAUUAUUCUCUCUUCUCGUGCUGGUCAGUCAAGAGCAGCCUAG
Fraxinus pennsylvanica is the source of this 306-nucleotide messenger RNA. NCBI's taxonomy places the organism in Eukaryota, Viridiplantae, Streptophyta, Magnoliopsida, Lamiales, Oleaceae. The record is from the annotation of a GenBank genome assembly.